GAGCAAAGCUUGGAGUUAAUGAAGAUAACAUUACAUAUGACCAUCGCAUCGCUGUUAUAUACGCGUGGAUUAUUGCCCAGGGAUACCUUUGGCGAGCGGGUGCUACGGACAAGCCGCUUCCACGAGCGAUAUAGCUACUCCCAUUUUGUAAAAGGGAAGGGCAAUGGCAAUUUCGCACGUAACCGAGCAGAAUAUGUUCCUAUAUGCGUGGUUGAAAGACACAUGAGCGACGAAGCCGAUGGACUUCUCGACCUUAUAGAAAAUGCCAUCUUCGAUGCUCUACUAAGAGGCGUCCUACAUGCCGUUCAGCUUACUGUCAUUACAGAUAAAAGCUCGCCAAACAACGUUUUGGAAUCUUACACCUUCACCUUCGACAAUUGCGACGAGCGUAGCUUGGGAAUACACGUCUUCUACAAACCGGAAUGUCCUGGAUCUUACGAUAUACUUGGGCUUACUGGUUCCCUAGACGGCACCAUUGAAUGUCCGCGGACUUCGUACUGGAAGAGGAUGGGGCGCUUUUACAGAAGCGUCGAUAGCGGCUUUCACACUGUCGGCUUGAGAGUGAAUCCUCUUCUUUCUACCUCACCCGGUGGAGAGGCUCACUUCCCUUUGGUGGAAGAGGCAAAUUUCGACGCAGUACUCCGUUCUGGUGAGGUCGGGAUUCCCACACCCGCUCAAAUGCCGCUUGAAAUAGUUGAGGAGAUAUAUGUCUCCAAGGAUGGAAGCACUUCCAGUGACACUGAUGACGUAAGAAUCACUGAGAAAGAGCUAGAAAAACUUUCAUACACGCCCGCUAGGCAUCAGGGUAUAGCCACGAGGAAAGAGUCAAGAGAAACACGGCGAUAUAUGGAGGUACAUGUGGACGAUAGGAUCUUCUUCAGCCAAGAAGACGUGGAUGCUGAUCAGUCCAGGGUGUACGCAGUGGGUCAAUCAUUGGCUUACUCUAUUGCAGUCAACCCAGACGAUAUUUCCGAAACCCAGCGUAAAAGCAAAUUUCCUGAACGCCCGAGAAGAUCCCCGAUACCCCUCAAUGAGCCACAGGAGGAACAUUAUGCAGUAUGUCCCAUUGGCUGCGAUGGAGUCCACCUUUCUCAGGAUCAUCGAGAGAUUCGAAGAAACUUUGGCCCGGCUGCAUACAUUCGUCGUUUGCAGGAUGCAGGUUCGAAGCCCACUGUUAUAGCAAGAACGGUAGAUUAUGUUCAAAAUCGUUGUGAUGCCAUCAGGAAGCGAGAUGAGGAGAACAAAGACAACCAGCAGAACCUCCAGAAGGGUCGGCGUCGCUAUCGGUGUGAGUGCAACACUUGGAGAUUCAAGCCCAGCAAGUCUGUAAGUCAUGGGAAUGGCCUAUCAAGUGUGCGAUCAGUUCUCAUCAAUAUUGAAGAUACAAUGUGCCAACUGCAAGGACUACCAGCACACCCUGUGCUAUGGCUAUUAUUCGGCAAAGGACAAACGAAUCCCAUAUAUACAUUACUGCUACAGCUGCUUGAUCGGAUAUGA
Messenger RNA from Penicillium concentricum, 1497 nucleotides. RefSeq lists its product as uncharacterized. The record is from RefSeq and is a predicted model, not a curated record. The annotation marks the transcript as partial. Gene Ontology annotation, biological process: synaptonemal complex assembly; meiotic recombination checkpoint signaling. NCBI's taxonomy places the organism in Eukaryota, Fungi, Ascomycota, Eurotiomycetes, Eurotiales, Aspergillaceae. The transcript has 8 exons. Gene Ontology annotation, cellular component: nucleus.